GGCUGCCAGCAGGCUCAGACGUGGAAUCAGACUACAGAAGUCUGCAGUCUGCUGAAAAAGCAGGGCCGUUGUGUUUAAUCUGGUUCCAGAUCAGCGCUCUUCGAGGAUAUUUAAUGGACUCUAAUCGUAUGUCCCACUAACGUCAGGAGACCCGCUGAAAUUCAAAGGUGAAGGAGGAGACUGAACGCUUAAAGCAACAAAGGUGCUUCUUGUUUUCUGUCGUUUAGCGUUAACCCGUUUUUUUGCUACACUGUCAAACAAACUGCUUUUCAGGUGAGCAUGGAGGCUGGCGAGGAAAGUGGCAAUGCCAACUUGAAGAGACCCAGAGCACCUCUGUCAGAUUCUGAAGACAAUAUCCCUUCAGCCUCAGAGGUGAAUGAUGGCCAGAAGCGGCGGCGUCUGGAGGCACCUGGUCAGGAGAACCACAGCCCUACACAGUCCAACUCUGUGCACCCAGCUGAGCAAGGAAAAAAGCCAGACACACCGAUGGUUCCCUCAGUCUGUUCCCGAGUCCAGCAGCUCACACAGAGAAGAGAGGAAGGAACUCCACUGACUCAGAGGCGCCUGUCAGGUUCUGGGGCUGGCGGCCCCAUCCACAACAAGAGCUUCAUGGAGCAUCUCCUUGCUCCUUUAUGGGCACUGUGCUGCAAAAACAAACUUCACAAAUUUAAACUACUAAAACGGCUGUACUACGUUGGAAGUUGGAAGACAGGUGAGGGCGAAUUCAGUCAGAGAAUGGAGCGGUUUAAGGCACCAGUCUUCCAGGCUGACCCCACUCUGGGCCCUGCCAGCCCUUGCUCUUGGUCCUGCUCCAAUUUUGUAUCUGGCAUUCAUCAGAAACUCCAGGAAACUACAAUGCCCAGCUCCAAGCAGGCCUCUCGCAUGCGGCAGGAACGAGAGCAAGAGCUGAGCCAGCUGAAUUUUCAACCAAUCCGGGAGAAUGUGUGGAUGAAAGGGAGCAGCUCUGAUUUGGCAUUAGCUGAGCAGGUUAACACCCCUCCGGGCCCCUCACCUUCCUCCUGGGUUCCUGUAUCUAGAAGGAGAAUUGUUUGGCCUCCCAUGCAGUCCCGGGAUGUUGAUGGUGAUGCUCAGAUGAAAGAUUGCAGCUUGACUGAAACUUCUACAUCGGGUGCAGUGAAGUCAUCUGUAAAUACAACAGGUGAAAUGGCACCUUGUGUCUUUGAAGCCCCACCAGCAUCUGUAGAGCUUGAAAGCUCGAGGGAAGGGCAGCUACAAAUGGAACUGAAGAAUCAAAAUACUCAUCAGGGCCAAGAAGUCAGGGAGAAGAAAGACCACAAGGCUUCAGUUGGAAACGAAGAAGACCAUGUAGGGUCCCAGCAACCAGAGAGCCAGACCAUACUGAAGCUGUCUUUUGGUGAGGAUCAGAAUGUGUCAGGUGAUGAGCAGAGUUUGCUAGAACCCACUUGCCCAGAGGAGUUGAAUGUGAAGGAAACCAGUGAGGUUUCUGAAGUAACUGAACAGAGCGAUUCAGAAAGGUUUGAAAAGAUUGAUUCUUCAUAUGGUGAAGAGGAGAUUGAGCCUUCAACAGAUGAGGAGAUGAGGUUGUGGAGAUAUCCUCAAUCCAAGGUGUACACACAGGGAGACUCUACAGCUGAAGAACAAAAGAAAUGUGUGUGUGCUGAAGAAGAGGAAAUGAUUACUUGUUCCUCUGAAUUGCAUGAAGAUGAGAAACCCAGACCAGAAAAGGGCAAAUAUGAGUUGGAAUGCUGUAUAGAUGAUGCUGUGAAAGGCCAGUCUACUUUAAGGAGAGACCAAGGGAACAUAGAGUCCUGCAAAGGAUAUCAUGAGGGAGAAACUACAGGAGACAUUAAUGCAUUUGCAAUAAGACGAGAGCAGAAAAACACAGAAGGAUGUACUUAUAAGGGUGAUAUAUGCCAAGAGUCAACAGAGAUCCAGGCAGUGACUAUAAAAGAAGACAUGGAUCUAGAAUCAGACAGAACAGGCCCGACUACAGUGAAACAAAUGGGGGUAUCUCCUUUUGCAAAUGUAGGGUACACAGAUCUUCAAGGAAACAUAAAAAAUGUAGCACAGGCUUAUGCCAAACCAGUAGACACUGAUACACAAGAUGCAGCUCUGAGUUUGACAGGGGUGCAGAUGUCAGAAUGCCAUUUGGAGCGAGAGAAAGAAGCAGUAGAUGAAAGACAAGGUAUUACAGAUGGGCAAACGGAGGACCCUUACAAGGCAGAGGGAAGAGAAGGCUCAAAGAAAGUCACUUUUAUCCUGGAGCCUGAGCUAAUCGGUGACGUGUUCCUGGCUGAGACCAAUACCUCCAUGAAGUCCAGGGCUGAGUCAAGUAUGUCAGAUGUCGAACUGAGUCAUGAUGAGACCAAGACUGCACAAAUAAUUGAUCAGAUGUUCGAAGAAGUGCUGGAAUAUGCUGGAAAGAUGGACGAGACGGUUGACAAUGAAGACGCUGAGGACCACGAUAGCGGUAUUGGUGCUUGUUCUGGAGACAUGGAGUCAGAGAAGGAGAAAAGUGAGGAAAAGGGAGAGGCCAAAGAAGAGCGUGAUGAAAACAGUGGAGAUGAGCUACUCACUUUCCCUCUCAGCAGCAUCCUGUCUCCUCUCAGCAAGUCUGUAGAGGCUGUGGUCACCCCUCUGCGUCUAGCAGCAAGCCAGGAAUCCAAUCCUCCAUCUCCGCUCCUCACUCCAGAAGACACCACUCCCACCCCAGCUGAAUUUCUUCCUCUGUACAGCAUCGAUGCCUACCGCACACAAAGACAGAGUAAGCUGCCUGCCAUACAGAGUGUCACUCCUGCAGCUCAAAUGCGAGCUCCAGAGAAGUCCCAAGUUCAGCAUUCUGUCGCCACAGAGGACAAAAUCAUGUCUCUUGAUGAAGAAGCAGGGAAGCUGCAGACUGUGAUCAGCCAGACCCUGCAGGCUCUGAGCUGCUGCACUGAUGAAGAGCAUGGACAAGGCUCGCUGGAGGAGGCUGAGGCUGAAAAACUGCUACUGGUCUCCAGUGAGAAACGGUCCGCCCUGCUGGCGGAAGUGGCCAGACUGAGGGAGGAGAGGAACCUGGAGUCUGGAGAGGUAGCAGGGGAGGACAGGGACUAUGUCUCCCAGCAGCCCUGCAGGGGGACUGUCAACAUCACAAACAUUCAGCUGCCUCUUAAGGUUGAAUUUGUCUGCUCUUCACACAGUCGCACAGGUCGACCAAGUCACUACUUUUUCGUCCUGAUCCGCUAUGGGCCCCACAACAUUGUCACCACCCCACUGGCCACACCUGACGAUGCUCAGAAUGGAGACACCAUCUCCUUCCCUACUUCUGUCACCCUGAAGGACAUCCGCUCAUCCUUUAAGAUUGAUGUGGAAGUCUACAGCCUGUCCCACACUCCAAGCAGUAACUGCAGCACAGACCGGGCCACCACCAAGUCACGGGUGACACCAAGAAAGCUUCUGAACACUAUCACACAGAGAUCCAGUAACAGCCUUCCAUCUGGUCCAUCUACUCUCAACACUCGUCGCUCCAGUAACUUCUGUCUGGUGGGCUCCCAUAAGAUCACCCUGGCCUCACUGGGACACAGCAAGUUCCCUCUGGAUAAGAUGAAACUUGAAGGCAAAAUCAGGAGGCUGCUGGGAGAUGAAUUUCAGGAUAAGGUGCCUUUUCUCUCCCCUCUAGAGGGCAACAUCUACUUACGACUGGACAGCGAGAGUCACUCCAAUGUGCAGCACCAAGGCUUCCUGACCAUGUUUGGACUGAUCAGUGGAUAUGGGGUGUGGCAUCGCCGGUAUUUUGUCCUAGAGGGAUGCAGCUUGUCCUUUUGGAACCACCCUAAUGAUAAAGAAACCAAGGAGGCAGAGGGCAGCAUCUCUCUGUCCAGCUCUCCCAAUCAGUGUGUCAGGCCUGUCAAGAGGGACUCGUGUGCUCGACCUUUCACCUUUGAGCUGGUGAGCACAAGCCCACAUCAGCAGCAGGACAACAGCCAGGAAGCUUUAUCCAAGUGUUGGUUUUCAGCUGAUACCAAACAGGAGAGAUUGGACUGGAUGGAGAAACUCAGUCAAGCUCUUCUGGACUUUCACACAUGGAACCAACCAUCAGCAACCCAAACGGAAAGUCGUGAGUCAGACAUGUCCAGCAGCGGGAACCUAAGGGAGAGUAUGCUGUAACUAUAUAUGUACACCAGCAUGCCUACUCCCAUACUCUACAGUUUGGGAUCCACAAGCUGCUUUUAUGUGGCAGGUAGAUGAGCCAAAUCAGGGCUGAGAUUCUUCAUCUCAAAGCUGCAGGAGACGAGUGUCCUCGUAGUCUCUGUUGAUUAACAUGUGACCAGGCAAAAAUGUUGUCUUGUGUUGAUUUAUCUUUUGGAGGUGAUCUGAGUUUUGUUCCUUUCUUUUAACCUGGGCCUGAUCAUUACUUUCUGGGGUUUCACUUUUAUUUU
Monopterus albus (swamp eel) is the source of this 4403-nucleotide messenger RNA. It is a transcript of the gene anln2, whose product is annotated as anillin, actin binding protein 2. The transcript has 26 exons. The coding region runs from base 280 to 4131 and encodes 1283 amino acids. The record is from RefSeq and is a predicted model, not a curated record. Gene Ontology annotation, biological process: septin ring organization; mitotic cytokinesis; actomyosin contractile ring assembly. NCBI's taxonomy places the organism in Eukaryota, Metazoa, Chordata, Actinopteri, Synbranchiformes, Synbranchidae. Gene Ontology annotation, cellular component: actomyosin contractile ring.